Paramuricea clavata is the source of this 2108-nucleotide messenger RNA. The record is from the annotation of a GenBank genome assembly. Lineage: Eukaryota; Metazoa; Cnidaria; Anthozoa; Malacalcyonacea; Plexauridae.
GCAUUGUCCCUCGCAUGCAUGAUCAAGAUUCAAGUUCUGGUGUAUGAAGAAACGUGUAAAACUAAAUCAACCUUCGAUAUUUCGAUCGAGGCUCGAACUAUAUUUGUUUACUCGACUUAGUAAGGAGAGAAGCAUUACGCCUUUGAUAGUCGGCCAACCAGGACAAUUUAACCAACUCUUGACUGAGAGAUCAGGAUGACUCACGAAGGACCGCAGUACGUUGUAAGCAACACUUCAACCAGAGCUGACAUUUCUUCUUCGACUGAAUUAAAACUAUAUGGAGACGCUGCAAGUAAAGGCUUCAGUUGGCUUGAUGGCUUAGAGAAACUUCACUUUGUUAAAGUUAGCUCAGUUGAACCAGAAAUGACUGUUUUCUUUCCUGUGAGUGAUUGUGUUGUCCAGUUUAAAGCAAGCAACAUUGAUGGUGCAUCUAGUAUGGUGCGAACAUCCUGUGGUCCCCAUCAUAAGUGGUGUGAAGCAACGUUCAGUUACAAGAAAGCUGUGAUGUGGCAGGGUGAACAUGUCAGAGCAACAUUACAGUUUUACAUAGAGGAGAAAGCUAAACACGCAAAUUUAGCUGGGUAAAACGUUCUUGAUAAAACUGCCCAAACAUGCACUUUGGACAAGUAAAUUGCAUAAUUAUCAUAAAAUAUUUGACUUAUUCUUGCAGCUAUAUAAUAAAAUGAACUAUAAUCUAUCGGAGUAACGCCGUUUAGUAAACGAACGCAUAUUUUUCUAUAGUAUCAUUCACACUAUAGUGUAUGUAUCAUUAUAUUUGUAAUAUUUUUUCAUAUAGCAGUAUAAAUGUGUUAAAAAUUUGCACAAUUGUUUUAAUUUUAUGUUGAGAAAGCUUCGGAUUGAUAGCGAUACAACUUCCGGUACAACUUUCGAAUACCAGGCCACAAAAAAUUGAACUCAGUAUAUGCAUGGCUACAGGCUACUAAUACUGAAAGUUAGAGAGGGAGGUGGGUGUGGGCCAGGGAAUCGAUCAAUUUUUUGUUUCUUUAACACUGAAACACCGUACGUAGCCACGAAAUCAGUAGCCACGUAGUCCGGCAGCCAUGUAUCUACGUAGCCACGUUGUCGCCACCGUAGCCACAUAAGAGACCUUGCGAUUUUAAGCCUGGCGCACACGAUGCGAUUUUAGUCGGCCGGUAAAAAUCGUUUGACUAAAACUAACAAAAUCGUUGUGUGUGCGGUGUCAUUUUUAACCGAUUUUUGUUGCUCGAUUUUAAUUGGACAACAUCAAAACGUUUUGAUAUUAUACGAAUUUUUUUCUGUGGAAUUUUAAGUAUAACCAAUCAGAUUUCAUGCUGUGAUCACGUGCUUGUAUUUAUUUGGCAACAUGGCGGCUACAGUUCAGGGAGCAUAUUUUUUUCGUAAUCGUGCGCGGAGUAUAAGGCCGAGUAUACCGAUGUAUAUCGGUAUGUCAACAUGGGUUUUAAGGUUGGGAAGAGUUCUGCUAAACCCAGUUUGAAGUUGCACUUGUCGUGGCUUGGAAUGCAGCCGUUGUAUCAAGACGUGAGAAUCUGUGAUUUAGCGUUGUAAACAGAGCGAGGACAAUGUCUAAAAUUCAUAUGUUGUAAUUACUCAAUUCUUUUCAAUGAUCUAUUGUAUUGGUAGCUGUUGCCGUCGCGUUGCCGUCCUAAAAUCGUAAGGUCUCUAUAGUCACAUAUAGCCGCGUAGCCAUGUAGCCACGUUGUCGCCAUCGUAGCCACAUAGUCAAGUAGUCAUAUAGCCGCGUAAGCCGCAUAGUCAGGUAGUCAUAUAGCCGCGUAGCCAUGUAGCCACGAGUUAAAAAGUGUUUUUUAAGUGGCCGGUAUAAGAACUUUACGAACGCAUAUUUUUCUACUUUGUAUUUUUCAGAUAGUUGUAUCCCUAUCACUCUGAAGCUUUCUUACUUAUUGCCACUACCUACACUACCUCAAGAUUGUAUUUCUAUAUUAUCUGUUCGGUAAAAUCUAGAAUUAAAUCAAUUCAUUAUAUAAAAAUAAUUAUCUAAAAUGUAUUAAUAAAACUGAUAAAUCUUCAAUUAUUAUCUGUAUCCUACAAACAUUUCAUACGGUCCACUAGUAACUUGUCCGCCAAUGAAUCCUAUUAAAACAAGA